AUGGCUCCGGCCAGAAUCGCCAGAAGACAUCAGACAGGCGAACAGUCUUUUGAAAAUACGCCAUCCCCCUCCUCAUCCGAUAAAGAAAACCGUACACGCCCUCGAAUUCGACCCGGAAAACGAAAAAGCGAUCAAGCAAUGCCACCCCAGAGCUUGCCUACUCCCACAUCGGAGUCGACGGCUAGCAAACGCAGGAGACUAGCCGAGAGAAAUUCAAAUCUAGGGCCCCAGUCUCAAUUACAGCCAUCGCAACGGCCCAAUACCGACUUUUAUGACCCCGACCAGGAUGUUGGAGAGCGUCGAGAAAUCCGAAAGAGCUUGCGGGAUCUCACUCGCGAUCUACAUGACUAUAGAAACGAGUAUCUUCAGGCCGGAAACAAGGGCAUUCUCAGUACAAUAAGAAAGGCAAACGAUCUUUUCGUGCGUGUCAAGCAAACUGCCGAUGCAACUGUCGACUCUCAUCUUUUGGUGAAUGCAGCGGAUCUCACUUACAAGAAAUCAGCACAACUUGCGACAGAUGGUGCAGUUGCGGGCAUUGAUGUUGACGAGUUUAUCUCCAAAUGUAUGACUUUCAUGCGCCGAGGUCCGACGACCGAUGCCUCCUCUUUUCCUACCGGUACACAACGUCGAAUACAACGCCGUCAAGACGGCGCCGAUAGUGAUGAAGAUGAAGGAGAUGCACUGAACUGGGAUUGGUUGGGACGAGCUGCCUGCUUCUCCCACAACGCUCGCCCAUCACUAUCCAGCUUCUUACUUGGGCCAUUAUCGGUCCAAAAACGCAGCCGGCAAUUCACGCAACGCAGAGCGGCGAAUCGUAUUGACACAUCAAGGGUGGACCGACCGCAAGACUUGGCAGCGGAGGAUUUAGACAAGCAGGAGACGUCUAACUUAACUGCAAUGUGCACUAAAAUCAAUAAACUUCUCCAAGAGACCCAAAAGAAUAGCCAAGAUGCAGUCAAUGAAGAAUUGGGUGCAUUGACAGUGGAUCCUACCGCAGAGGAAAUUCAGGAGGUCAUGGACAAGCACAGUAUCGCGGAUGACGGUGGUAUUCCGCUCUUCCGGUUCUGUAUCAACCCCAGGUCUUUCGGGCAGAGCGUAGAAAACCUCUUUUAUGUGAGCUUUCUUGUCAGGGAUGGUAUUGUUGGUGUAUCGCUUGAUAGCCGGGGUCUCCCCACCCUCCAAUCGGCAAGACCAUUCGCCCCCAGCGAGGCACAGGCCAAAGGUAUACAGAGACAUCAAGCUGUUUUCAGCCUGGAUUUCGACAUGUGGAAUGACAUGAUCGCGGUAUUUGUGAUUAAGGAAUCGAUCAUACCGCAUCGAAACGAAGAAGAGGAGAAUCCAAGAGAGCGCCCACAAGGAUGGUAUGGUUAA
Molecule: messenger RNA, 1371 nt
Organism: Talaromyces proteolyticus
Lineage: Eukaryota; Fungi; Ascomycota; Eurotiomycetes; Eurotiales; Trichocomaceae
Product: putative nuclear protein Qri2/Nse4
Exons: 3
Coding region: 1-1371 (456 amino acids)
Biological process (GO): DNA repair
Cellular component (GO): nucleus; Smc5-Smc6 complex
Source: RefSeq, a predicted model, not a curated record